Molecule: messenger RNA, 1996 nt
Organism: Rattus norvegicus (Norway rat)
Lineage: Eukaryota; Metazoa; Chordata; Mammalia; Rodentia; Muridae
Gene: B3gat2
Product: beta-1,3-glucuronyltransferase 2
Cellular component (GO): membrane; Golgi membrane
Molecular function (GO): galactosylgalactosylxylosylprotein 3-beta-glucuronosyltransferase activity
Source: RefSeq, marked provisional
AUCUUGCUGUCUGGAGCCAGGAGAGGUUCCGAGGAGGAGAGAGCGGCGGGAGCGCAGGUUUCUGCCGCGGCGCUCGAAUGAGAGCUUAGGGGCGCAGCAUCCUCGGUGUCCACCCGGGAUCGCAGCUGCACCGGCCGACAUGUGACAGAGAAAAGCCCUCAGCAUCAUCAGCGGCCGCCUUCAAAAGGGUCCCAGAGCUCUCGCCGAGGCCGGCAGCCGGAUCCUCUUAGCCCGCAGAAACGCGGGACUGGAGCGGCGAGGCACAACGGCUGGUGGGUUCCAGGCUCGCACUCAGGAAAAGAGCGCAGCGGCGACCGCCGCCUGGCUCGCACUCGGCACAACUCCGGGACCAGCGGAGCGCGGCUGGACCGCGUCCAGAUUCCCGCCGACUUCAUCCAGAGUGACCCACGCCCCCAGCCUGUCCGCCUGCACCCCCUGGAGUUCUAGCUUGCCCUGCAUCUCGCCGACCCCGCAACGCCCAGGUCCCCGCAACGCCCCGGGCCGUAUGGGGAGCGCGGUGCCGCUGCUCCCUGAUUGCUGACAACGCCGCCGUCCGAACUGCACACCGAGGUCCCCCGUCCCCCAUCCGGAGCCUAGUCCUUGCCGAGGGUGGUGUCCGAGACGCUGGGAGCGCGCACCAUGAAGUCCGCGCUGUGCAACCGCUUCUUCAUCCUCCUGCCCUGGAUCCUGAUCGUCAUCAUCAUGUUGGACGUGGACCCCCGCAGGCCCGCGCCCCAACUCACUUCCCGACCCUACUUCUCUCCGCAUACAGUGGGCUGCGGGGGUUCCCGAGUCCCGCUCCGACGGAGCAGCCCCGGGCGUGACGCUGCGGAGAAGCGGAACGAGUCUCGGCCUCAGCUGCAGCCGGAGCCGCGCUUGCCCACCAUCUAUGCCAUCACACCCACCUACAGUCGCCCGGUGCAGAAAGCCGAGCUCACCCGCCUGGCCAACACCUUCCGCCAGGUGGCGCAGUUGCACUGGAUCCUGGUGGAGGACCGGGCGACGCGCAGCGAGCUGGUGAGCAGCUUCCUAGCUCGGGCCGGGCUGCCCAACACGCACCUGCAUGUGCCCACGCCGCGGCGCUACAAGCGACCGUGGCUGCCGCGCGCCACCGAACAGCGCAACGCGGGCCUCGCCUGGCUGCGCCAGAGGCACCAGCAUCAGAGCGCGCAACCCGGCGUGCUCUUCUUCGCCGACGACGACAACACGUACAGUCUGGAGCUCUUCCAGGAGAUGAGAACCACCCGCAAGGUUUCUGUCUGGCCCGUGGGCCUAGUUGGUGGGCGACGCUAUGAACGUCCAUUGGUGAAAAAUGGCAAAGUUGUUGGCUGGUACACCGGAUGGAGAGAAGACAGGCCUUUUGCCAUCGACAUGGCUGGAUUUGCUGUGAGUCUGCAAGUCAUCUUGUCCAAUCCGAAAGCUGUAUUUAAGCGCCGCGGAUCCCAGCCAGGGAUGCAGGAAUCUGACUUUCUAAAGCAGAUCACAACAGUUGACGAACUGGAACCAAAAGCUAACAACUGCACCAAGGUUCUCGUGUGGCACACUCGGACAGAGAAGGUCAAUCUAGCCAAUGAGCCAAAGUACCACAUGGACACAGUGAACAUCGAGGUGUAGCCACCAGGAGCAGCCGCUGAGGAGAGAAGGAGUCUGGAGCGUAGGCUGCGCUCACUCAGGUACGGUCCCUUUGCCGUCAGCCUUUCCCGUCAACCGAAGGACGUCUGUAUCGACAGCUACCUGGACACUACAAAAUGUGCUAUCUUCCUUUGUUCUGCAUGUGUUCUCCUAACUGGGAAGAUUCUGUACAGUGAAGCUACACGACACUGAAAUAGAACACGGGAGUAUCUCACGCACUACUCCCUCCCUCUCGCCAAGACAUGUCAUGACUGGUAGAAUGAAAUAGGUUUUAGAAGCUGCUGAUGAGUACUUUGUCAAUUAAAGUUUUGGCUUCACAACAUGAAAUAUUUGGAAAGCUGGUGGCAGUGUACACUGUAGGAAA